AUGGGCAGUGCUAAGCAAGAUGUCGAGCUCCAGGACUUCGGGAGCAUAUUCAGUCUCGAGGGCAAGGUCGCUGUCGUGACCGGCGGUUCACGAGGUCUGGGCCUCAACGUCGCUUCUGGGUUCCUGCAGGCAGGCUGCUCCAAGGUCUACAUCACCUCCCGCAAGGCCAAAGCAUGUGAAGAAGCCGUCGCUGCCCUCAACGCCCUCCCCAACAAACGACCCGGCGCCGUCGCCAUCUCCAUCCCCGCCGAUGCGUCCAAGGUCUCCGAGAUUGAACGUCUGGCGGCCGAGGUCGCAAAGACCACCGACCACGUCGACAUCCUGUUCGCCAAUGCCGGCGCCACGUGGGGAGCUCCCUUCGAUACACAUCCGGAAAGCGCUUUCAGCAAGGUCAUGGAUCUGAAUGUCAAGAGUGUCUUCUAUACCGCCCAGAAGUUUGCCCCACUGCUACAGAAGCGCGCGACGACAGACAACCCCAGCAGGAUCAUUAUAACGGCCAGCGUCGCUGGCAUCGGCGUGGGCUCGCUGGGUGAGAACGCUACGUACUCGUACUCGGCGUCGAAGGCAGCUGCUAUUAAUCUGGCUAAGAACCUCGCCGUCGAGCUCGGCCCCCGAGGAAUCAUCACCAACGCCAUCGCCCCGGGCUUCUACCCUACCAAGAUGGCUUCGGGGUUGAUGGAGUUACAAGGAGGGCAGGCCGCGCUCGCUGCCGAAGUGCCAAACAAGAGACUUGGGCGUCCGGAGGAUAUUGCUGGAUUGGUGGUCUUUCUGAGCAGCAGGGCAUCUUCACACAUCAACGGUGCCGUCAUCACGACCGACGGUGGCUCUGUGCUCUCACGGGGCAGGCUAUAG
This is a messenger RNA of Fonsecaea erecta, 852 nucleotides long. RefSeq lists its product as hypothetical. The coding region runs from base 1 to 852 and encodes 283 amino acids. The record is from RefSeq and is a predicted model, not a curated record. Gene Ontology annotation, molecular function: oxidoreductase activity. The transcript has 2 exons. NCBI's taxonomy places the organism in Eukaryota, Fungi, Ascomycota, Eurotiomycetes, Chaetothyriales, Herpotrichiellaceae.